UAAACGCCGCCAAUCAGAACCGUUUAUUUAGAGUUUCAUGGAGGAAUUUGAAUUUCUGCACGAAGGAAGGUGGAAAGUGUUGUGUUGUGAUAUUGCGUUGUUGUGAGACGAGUCGUUUUGAAGUGUUGUUUGUUGUUAAGUGUUUUUUGUAUUGGUUUGUUUUCUGUGGUGAAAUUACAUAUUUUUUUCCGGGUGAAGAUCAUGAAGCUAGAGAAGGGUGGAAGAUGUAUGGCCAAAUGGCUAAAUACUCAUUUCUACUAUUGGUGCACUAUAAUUGAACCAGUUGGUGAAGAGUGGAAAAUUCAAUUUGAUGAUGGAACAGUUGCCGUAGUUAAAACAAAAGAUUUGCAUGAAACAACACCAGCAGAUGCACGCAACCCAUUUCGAAGGAUUUCACGUAGCACACCUAGCAAAAACCGGAAGAGACCUGAAGAGAUACGAAAAUCUCCAGCUAGAAAGAUCCGUAAACUGUUUACUGAAGAAGAAAAUGUCAGAUUGGGUGCCAAAUUAGGCGAUGUAAAAGACAAUGCUUCUGCAGCUGAGAAAGAGUCCAUAAUUGAGUCAGAUCUGAUGGAGGGUCUGAAGGACAAGGAGUCACAUGAAAAUUUGACAGGUGCUACAGAUGUCCAGCCAUCUUUACGUGAAAGAAGUGUGUCAAAAGAAAUUGAAACUCUGACACAAAGUGCAACAGAUAUCCAGCCAUCUUUACGUGAAAGAAGUGUGCCAAAAGAAAUUGAAACUCUGACACAAAGUGCUACAGAUAUCCAGCCAUCUUUACGAGAAAGAAGUGUGUCAAAAGAAAUUGAAACUCUGACACAAAGUGCUGCAGAUGUCAACCCAUCAUCACGUGAAAAAAGUGUGCCGAAAGAGAUUGAAAAUCUGACACAAAGUGUUGCAGAUGUCCACCCAUCUUCACGUGAAAGAUCAGUUAGUGUGUCAAAAGAAGCUGACGAUGUGACAUACAGGCCUAGUUCUGUAGACAUCCGCUCGUCUCCAUUUACAAGAUCAGUUAGUGUGACGAGAGAGACUGAAGCUAUGAUACUCAAUACUGGAGAUGUCCGCCAACCACCAUCUAGGGCAUCAGUUAGUGUUACAGCACAGACUGAAGAUAUAAAAGGUGAUACUGGAGAUGUCCGCCAACCACCAUCUAGGGCAUCAGUUAGUGUUACAGCACAGACUGAAGAUAUAAAAGGUGAUACUGGAGAUGUCCGCCAACCACCAUCUAGGGCAUCAGUUAGUGUUACAGCACAGACUGAAGAUAUAAAAGGUGGUGUGAAAACAUAUGCUGCAUCAUAUCUUGACAGAGAUUUGCGCAGCCUGUCAUAUCCAUACAGACAUAUCCCCAGCCGACUUUUGAAGGAAGGUUCUGUUGAUGUGCCAAAAUAUGGAAAGUCAUACUUUGAGGGAGAUUUCCAAAGACGACUGUCGAAGGAAGGCUCUGUUGAUGUGCCAAAAUAUGGAAAGUCAUACUUUGAGGGAGAUUUCCAAAGACGACUGUCGAAGGAAGGCUCGGUUGGAUUAGCAGAUCUCCGCCCAUCUGCAAUUAGAGGAUCAGACAGUUUGCUGAAUGAGAGGGGGAAAGUGACAGCUGGAUUAGCAGAUCUCCGCCCAUCUGCAAUUAGAGGAUCAGACAGUUUGCUGAAUGAGAGGGGGAAAGUGACAGCUGGAUUAGCAGAUCUCCACCCAUCUGCAAUUAGAGGAUCAGACAGUUUGCUGAAUGAGAGGGGGAAAGUGACAGCUGGAUUAGCAGAUCUCCGCCCAUCUGCAAUUAGAGGAUCAGACAGUUUGCUGAAUGAGAGGGGGAAAGUGACAGCUGAUUUUACAAGAUACACAGCAUCAAAUGUGGACAGAGGUAUCCAAAGACAGCUGGUGAAGGAAGGUUCUGCUGAUUUCACUCUUACUACCAACUAUGUGAAAGAUAAUGAAAAAAAGUAUCUGAAUAAAUAUCCUAUGGAAUUUGGAGGAAGACUUGGUACUUUGUUCCUGAUUUUAUUACUGCCUUUAUACGUCAUGAGUUUGUUUAGUUUCAAUUUGGUACCGGACCCAACACAAUUUGAAGUAUUAUUUGAAAUGCAGCUUGUACUGAUUCUUCAAGUGGCUGUUGGAAUAAUAAUGCUUAUAAUUUUCCAAGCUGUACUUAGCAUUGUACCAAUUGGCAAAGUUGUCAGUGGACCUCUGACUAAGCUCGGGGUUUUGAAAAUGCAGUGUAAUGGGAUUUUUGCAGCCCUGUUUGCACUGGUUCUAACUUCAUCAGUGUGCUACUUCAAAAGGGAAGUUGCUGACAUUGUAGUCAGUGUGUAUAGUGAGGCUGCAGUUUCAGCAAUGCUUGUGGGAAUUGUAUUUUCUCUAAUUCUGUACAGAAGAGGUGGUAAAUUGCCUAUUUCCUAUUGUAAUCCAUAUGGAUCAAAAGGCUGUAUGUGGUAUGACUUCUGGAUGGGACGAGAAGUUACUCCUCGUAUUGGAAAAUUCAAUGUAAAGCUCAUCCUUCAUCGAUUUUCCAUAAUUAUUGUGAUUGCACUGAACCUGUUGAUUGUCACAAAAGCAUAUUUGCAGGGAGUGGAAGAAGAAAUAUUAAGAUCUGUUAUAAUAUCUGCACUAUUGCAGUCAUUAUAUUCUGUACACUUUAUUUUUCAUGAAGAACUGUAUCUGUAUUCCUUCCUAGCUAUCUCAGAAGGUGUUGGAUACAUGAUAACAGUGGGAUUUAUGACAUAUCCUUUCCUAUUGACAUUCACUACAAAAGCUAUCUUGGACUAUAGAUUAAAGGCAUCACUGACAGAAAUGUAUAUUGUACUGUGUUCAUAUACAAUUGGACAAAUAUUAUUACAGUCGAGCAGUCACAGGAAAAUGCUCUCUCUAAAACAUCCAGUCACCUCAGCUUGGAGGGUGAAUGCACUGCCUAAAUGGAGUGCUGCUGUGCAGAUCAGAGCAUAUAUGGGAGAGAUAAUUAUUUAUUGGGCUUUAGCUUUGGUAGCUGGUACCACUUACCUUGGUAUUUUCAUAAUACCAUCAGCAUUUACAGUUACUGUGCUUUCAAGAGCCUUCAGGGAAUAUAAACGUUCAGCAGCCUAUCAAGCAGGUGAAGUUAACACCAAACAGUAAUAAGCUGCAAUUCUCAGUAACUCCUGUGAAACAAGAUCACGCUUAAUGAUUGUGAAUAUGGGGCUAACUACCAUGCUCAAAUAUGGAAUCGUUUAUAAUUUUUUUUUGUGAUAACUACUGUGCACUGUUUGAACUGUCUUUGUUUAGCAAUUGAGCACAUACAUUUUCUUAAGAGUUUUCAAAGGCUUUAAGAUGGUUUAAAAUUACAAAUGAUCUUUAUAUAGCACUUCUUAUGUUAUUGUAAGUAAUCUGAAAGAUUUUAGGAGCAUCAACAUUUAUUGUGGCAAGUUCAGUUUUUAUUGAUCUAAGAAGACUGUUAAAACAGUAAUUUUUUAAAAAUAUGUCUUUGGCUAGUACUUAUAGUUAAUUAUUUAAUGUCAAUAUUAUUAUUAGUAUUAUUAUUAUAUGUAUCACUCUACAAUAUUAUUAUUAGUAUUAUUAUAUGUAUCACUUUAUGAGAGUACAAAUUAAAGCCCUUACUGAUUGAUAUGUUAUAACGCCAUUCAGACUAUGGCAGGACUGAAAAAAUAUCAUUUCAUGCUGUGUAUUUUAUAUUUGGUUAUUUUCUAUAUUUUUGUUGUAAUUAUUUUUGAAUUGUGUUGUUUAAAUAAAUAGGUUUAGGUUAAAUGAG
Molecule: messenger RNA, 3730 nt
Organism: Schistocerca gregaria
Lineage: Eukaryota; Metazoa; Arthropoda; Insecta; Orthoptera; Acrididae
Exons: 27
Coding region: 202-3099 (965 amino acids)
Biological process (GO): sterol biosynthetic process
Cellular component (GO): nuclear inner membrane; endoplasmic reticulum membrane
Molecular function (GO): oxidoreductase activity, acting on the CH-CH group of donors, NAD or NADP as acceptor
Source: RefSeq, a predicted model, not a curated record